UCACCAUAAGUUAGAGAGUAAUCGUGAGAGAAAGAGAGUGCUCUCGGAAAUCUCCGGUGAAGUGACGGCCGCUCCUAAAGCUGACGAUGCCUUCGCGACACACUAGACUUUCGGGCGGACGACUAUGGGAUUUUCCGUCAAACGCUGGUCCAAGCAACAUGUACGGGAAUAGUGGUGAUAGUUCUGACGAUUCUGUGAUUCCGUCGGAACAUGUGAGACGGAUGUUGGAAGGAUCGGAAUCGGAGUCUUUCAUGGCUACGAGUCCUUCGGUGACUUCGGUUGAAUCCAUUUCCACGAGGGAGAUGGUAGGUUCGGAUAGUUCGUUUGAGACGGAUCCAUCGGAAGAUCCUGAGGAGUUUGAGGAUAUCGUCGAGACGAGUGUGGAGUCUGACGAAGUUGUGCCCUUAGUGGAUUUGGGAGGAAACCUUGGAAGUGUUCCGGUUUCGGAUUUUGUGGUACUUUCUGACGAUUCCGUGGAGGAUUUUUCGGACGAGUUUGAGGAGCCUGAGGAACAGAUGGCGACUGGUUUUCUCUUCGGAGAUAGCGACAUUGAUGAGCCGAUGUGGGAAGGCCCUGAUGGAGUUCUGUACGAGUUCAACUCGGAUGAUUCGUGGCAGCCAGGAGUUCAUGCGAAUCCGUACUAUUAUCCUCCGUCGCCGGAUAGCUUGUUGACGUUGGAUUCGUUCAGCUCAAUGUCCUUGGGGACAGACUUUGGUGUUUCUGAUGCACCUUCGGAAGAUAAUGCUUCGCGCGAUUCUGACAGUAUUGUGUUUUUGCCGACGGAAUAUGGGAUUCCAAGGCAAGCCUUGGCUUACAACAUGGUGCCGCCGAGUGAAGUGUUUGCUACACCGCCUGGUCCGCCGUCUCCGGAUUUUGUUGAGCUAUCAUCGGAUGAUGAGUUAGCUGAUGCUGAAGAAUCGUGAACAGAGUUGCCAAUCCCUAACUUCGUGAAGGCUGAAUCUUUG
This is a messenger RNA of Arabidopsis arenosa, 965 nucleotides long. The record is from the annotation of a GenBank genome assembly. Lineage: Eukaryota; Viridiplantae; Streptophyta; Magnoliopsida; Brassicales; Brassicaceae.